AUGGUCGACAAACCUAUCUUCGAGGGCAAACCCGUGAAAAUGUCAGAAAAAAGCGCGGCCGCAGGGUCUUCCGCUCCUCUGACGCCCCGUCUAGAGUUAACGGAAGAGGAGAAAGAGAUCCUUAAGCGCCAAAUCUACACCCCGGAGUCGCAGAUGAGUCGCUUGGCGCUUUUAUAUACAUGCGCAACACCCUACGAUUUGCUUCUCCUGGUCAUCAGCUCAAUUGCAGCUAUUGUUGGCGGAGCCCUUCAACCUGUGUCUUUUCUCCUUUUAGGAGGCUUGGCUCAAGCAUUCAAAGAAUUCUUCAUCGGAACGUCCUCGGGAUCGCAUCUUUCAUCCCUGGUCGCAAGAUUCGCCCUGUAUUAUGUGUACAUCGCCAUUGGACAAUUUAUUUCGGUCUACAUCUCGACAGCCGGAUUCAUGGUUGCAGGAGAAAAGAUCACCCAACGACUCCGAGAGAAAUACCUCGCCGCUAUUCUUCGCCAAAACAUCGCAUUCUUUGAUAUCCUGGGGGCUGGAGAGAUCACCACCAGAAUCACCGCGGACAUGAAUCUGAUCCAAGAUUCUUUAACCGGCAAACUUUCUCUGACGCUGUACUCCUGUUCUAACUUCGGGGCGGCGCUUAUCAUCAGUUUCGUGAAAAGCUGGCGUAUGGCGCUCAUUCUGAUUUCAGCGUAUAUUGCAGAAACUGGAUCUAUGAGUUUAUUCUCAUUAUUUAUGGUUAAGUACACCCAUAAGUCGCUGGCGGCAUAUGCAGACGGAUCGAGUGCUGCCGAGGAGGCGAUCAGUUCAAUCGGGCACGUUACUGCGUUUGGGAUCCAAGAUAGGCUGGCCGAUCGGUACCAGAAGUUUCUUACCGAGGCCGAGGGAUAUGGUCUUAGAAGCCGCAUUGCUCUUGCGGCCAUGAUGGCCGUCAUGAAUUGUGUCAUCUUCUGGACCUACGGACUGACCUUUUGGCAAGGGUCUCGUUUUCUGGUUGUUGGAGACGUGGAACUCGGGGAGCUGAUCACCAUCCUCCUUGCUACUUUGACUGGAGCGUUCACAUUUGGUAACAUAGCACCCAAUUUCCAAGCAUUUUCAACAGGUAUAGCAGCCACAGGAAAGAUUCUUGCAACCGUGUCUAGGGUGUCACCCCUGGAUCCAUCCUCCCCCACAGGAAGCAGACUGAAAGCUGUGUCCGGGACAAUUGAGCUCAAGAAUAUUCGCUAUGUUUACCCUUCAAGACCAGAUGUCCUGACUUUGGAUGACAUCAAUCUUAGAUUUAUAGCUGGCACGACGACCGCCAUUGUUGGUGCUUCUGGUUGUGGGAAAAGUACAUUGGCAGGUUUGAUUGAAAGAUUCUAUGAACCACUCAACGGGGAAAUAUUACUUGAUGGUCACGACAUCGCGUCUUUUAACCUGCAAUGGUACCGCCAACAAAUAGCGAUAGUAACACAGCAGCCCACACUCUUCGCCACAACUGUAUUCGAAAAUAUCAGAUUUGGUCUGAUCGGCACACAGCACGAGAACUCCCCUCCCAGUGUGGUAGAAAGUCUUGUAUUCGAUGCCACGAAGAAAGCGAACUGCUUUGAGUUUGUUUCUGCCUUGCCGAAGGGAUUCUACACGGAUGUUGGAGAAAGGGGCUCCUUGCUUUCUGGUGGACAAAAGCAGCGAAUUGCCAUCGCACGAGCUAUUAUUCGCAAUCCGAAGGUCUUGCUACUGGAUGAGGCUACUUCAGCUCUCGAUGCCCAGGCUGAGCGGCUGGUACAGGCGGCACUUGAUGUUGCUGGGAAAGGUAGGACAACAAUCACAAUCAGUCACCGGCUAUCUACGAUCACGGCGGCAGACAACAUUGUUGUGAUGUCUCACGGGCGCGUUGUUGAGCAAGGAACCCACAACGAGCUACUUGAGAGGCGAUCAGUGUAUUACGAAUUGGUAGAUAAGCAGCGCAUGUCGACGGAAAGGGAUAUCGGCCCCGGUGAAGAAAAGUCUACGUUCGACGCAGAUACGGAAUUUCCUGAUUCGAAACAUGAGGGCAAUGAGUCCAACAUUCAUGCGUACCAGAUGAAGCAGGACCUCGUCACUGAAGGCCGGGAGGCAAAUUUCGAUGGGAAGGCUCACGACCACAGAUACUCCUUAUGGGAGUUAAUGAAGUUCGUCGCCAACUUCAACAAACAAGAAACAUUCACAAUGCUUUGGGGUCUGUUAUUUUCGGUUAUCACAGGCGCAGGAAAUCCCACUCAGGCUGUGUUCUACGGCAAGACCAUCUCGGCAUUAUCGCAACCUCCCAAUAUGUAUGAUAAACUCCGCCAUGAUGUCAAUUUCUGGAGUCUGAUGUAUCUGAUGCUGGGAGGUACUGCAUUUCUGGGUUGGGGAGCAUCUGGUCUCUGUUUCGCCUACUGCUCUGAGCGUCUGAUUCACCGUGCCAGAGAUUCCUCCUUCCGCGCAAUGCUCCAUCAGGAUAUUUUCAUGUUCGACAAAUCUGGACUCUCGGCCGGCUCGCUUACAGCGGCAUUAUCCACGGAUGCUACCAACCUUGCGGGGAUGAGUGGUGUCACGCUGGGCUCCAUCUUCAUUGUUUUAACGACGUUGGCUGCUGGCGUGGCUGUAUCGAUUGCGAUAGGUUGGAAGUUGGGACUCGUCUGUACCGCAACCAUUCCAAUUGUCCUUACUUGUGGUCUCGUCAGACUGAAGAUCCUUGGAGAAAUUGCGCAACAGUCAAAGGCGGCGUAUGCAGCCUCAGCAACGUAUGCUUGCGAGGCAAGCUCUGCUAUCAAGACGGUUGCAUCGCUAAAUCUCGAAAGUCAUGUGCAGAAAGAGUACCACAAUAUACUGGAAACGCAGCGAAAAAAGUCAGUCGUUUCAACGCUGAAGUCAUCCACUUUUUAUGCUGCUUCUCAGUCGGCCAACUUCCUCUGCAUUGCGCUUGCCUUCUGGUAUGGAGGAAGUUUAAUAAUUUACGAAGGCUAUUCGAUGGUUCAGUUCUUCAUUGCUUACGCUGCGGUCAUCGCUGGCGCAUUCAGCGCCGGGGCGAUUUUCUCCUUCGCGCCAGAUAUGAGCAAAUCCCGCCAAGCAGCCCAAGAUAUCAAAACGCUGCUGAGCCGACCUGUCACCAUUGACGCCCGCCAAGAAACUGGCGAGCAGUUACCGAAAAUGGAUGGCAGCUUGGAGAUGCGCAAUAUCUAUUUCCGAUACCCUAGCCGACCGGAGAGAAUGGUACUGAACGGCCUCAGCUUGAGUGUGCAAACGGGACAAUACAUAGGUCUUGUAGGAGCGAGUGGAUGUGGGAAGAGCACCGUCAUUUCUUUGCUGGAGCGGUUUUUUGAUCCCGAAGCCGGACAGGUCUUGGUUGAUGGGAAAGACAUUUCCAAGUUGAAUGUCAAGAGCUACAGGAGCCAUCUUGCUCUGGUCAGCCAAGAGCCAACACUCUAUCAAGGAACCAUCAGGGAGAAUAUUAUCCUGGGAACCAAUGACGAGGAUGUUUCUGAGGAGAGAGUCAUCCAAGCAUGCAAGGAUGCCAACAUCUACGACUUCGUAAUCUCCCUGCCUGAUGGUUUCUCGACAGUUAUAGGAGCGAGGGGCGGCAUGCUUUCUGGAGGGCAGCAACAACGGAUAGCCAUUGCGCGAGCGCUUCUUCGCAAUCCACGCAUCCUCCUCCUAGACGAGGCAACUUCCGCGCUCGAUUCGGAGUCGGAGAAGGUCGUCCAGGAUGCACUGAAUGCGGCGGCACAAGGCCGAACAACGGUCGCUGUUGCGCAUCGGAUAAGCACGGUGCAGAAGGCCGAUUGUAUCUAUGUGUUGCACGAAGGCAAUGUUGUGGAACGGGGGACGCAUCAAGACUUGAUGGAGCUGGGUGGAAGAUACUUUGAGUUGGUUAAGCUACAGGGCUUGGACAAGGUUUGA
Messenger RNA from Penicillium subrubescens, 3882 nucleotides. Its product is annotated as ABC transporter B family protein. Gene Ontology annotation, cellular component: membrane. The record is from RefSeq and is a predicted model, not a curated record. The transcript has 7 exons. Gene Ontology annotation, biological process: transmembrane transport. Gene Ontology annotation, molecular function: ATP hydrolysis activity; ATP binding; ABC-type transporter activity. Bases 1 to 3882 code for a protein of 1293 amino acids. NCBI's taxonomy places the organism in Eukaryota, Fungi, Ascomycota, Eurotiomycetes, Eurotiales, Aspergillaceae.